UAAGACGUACAUAAAUCGCGCUACUGAUCAUAUGUUAAAUCAUAAAAUGAUUUGCAGUAGAAAGUAUACUGUAAUCAUAACUUUAAGAAAAAGCGUUUAUAUGGAUUGAAUGAGAACGAAAGUGAAAAAUUAUUCAUAAAUAGUUAAUAAUUACGGUCAGAAGUGAUGUAAUAUUCGUUUCGUUUUAAGAAACCUAUUUAAGGCCAUUUUUAAGGCCUCAAAAAAUAUAUUCAGUUUAUGAUAAAUCACCUUAAAGGAAGAAAAAAAUACUUUAAAUCAACAUCAUUUCUUCGCAACAAGUUUACAUUGAUUCAAAUUUUGAAGCCAAUGAUGCAAAUGCCUAUUUUGGGAUUUAUUUAAAUCUAAAUAAAAGAAUAUAAAACGGAAAUAAUUUUUGGCAUUCGAUGAAUUUUUUAGAGCACAUGAAAUCAUUUCCAUUUCAUUUCUCAAACACAAAGUUCAGAUAGUCUGUGAGGAAAUUGUAAUAGUGACCGUCGAUCAUAAAAUCGAAAAGAAAAAGCAAAUCUUUGACCUCGCAAGGAGAUAAAGUGAUAACAAGUUUUUAUUUGUGUGCAGUAUUCAUCUCUAAUUCAGUCAAUUUAUAAAAUUUCGAAACCAUCAACAUUAAAACGAUGUCAACAUUAAACGUAAAACAGGAAUCCAAAGAGAAAAUGCCACUGACAAGAACUGAAAUGCGACCAGUUCGUCCAGCUCAUUACGCUGAUUCUUUCUGGGCAACUUACAUCAUUUCAGUUGCUGCUGCGAGUGUCGCUGAAUUUGCAACAUAUCCACUGGAUUUAACUAAAACAAGACUUCAAAUUCAGGGCGAAGCUGCAAGUGUCGCUGGAAAAACGAAUCAAAAUCUUUGUUUUGUUUACCAACAAAUGAAAAUUCUCUUUCAUGAAUUUAAAGAUUUUAAUCAUAUGAAAUUGUUUAAGGCUAUCCAUCGUGGAAUGAUUCAAACAGCGGUGGGAAUUGUUCGAGAAGAAGGAGCGACGAAGCUUUUCCAGGGGCUCACCCCAGCUUUAUAUCGUCAUGUUGUUUACAGCGGCGUUCGUAUUGUGACUUAUGAUAUUCUUAGAAAGAAGUUCGUUCACGAUUCAGAGACAUUAACUUUGUGGAAGUCGGCAGUUGCAGGGGUUACUGCUGGAGGUCUAGCUCAAUUCCUUGCAUCGCCAGCUGAUCUCGUAAAGGUUCACAUACAAAUGGAAGGGAAACGAAGACUCAUGGGACUUGAACCGCGAGUCCAUAGCGCUUCUCAUGCAUUCAAGGAAAUCGUCAAACGUGGCGGAGUGAAGGCUUUAUGGAAAGGAAGUGUUCCGAAUGUCCAACGAGCUGCUUUAGUCAAUCUUGGUGAUCUUACAACUUAUGAUUCAGUGAAACGUUACAUCCUCAAAAGCACAGGAUGGCCAGAUGAUCAUCUCGUUCAUAUCAUGUCUUCAAUAUGUGCAGGUUUUGUUGCUGCCAUCAUGGGAACUCCAGCUGAUGUUGUAAAGACAAGAGUUAUGAAUCAACCCACAGAUAAUCUUGGAAGAUUUUCUUUCUCGUGUUUAUUUUUGUGUGUCGUCAAAUAUUUUUCCUUCACCAUUGAGAAGCAACCAGAAAAAGGGGCAAACAUGACAACUUUGAAUUUAGAAAAGCAACCUAAAGACAAAUUGUCACUAAAAAGAACUGAAUUAAGGCCACUAAGUCCACCUCACUAUGCUGAUUCCUUUUGGGGAACGUACCUUAUUUCCGUAGCAUCUGCAAGUGUUGCAGAAAGUGUUACUUAUCCAUUAGAUCUGACAAAGACAAGACUUCAAGUUCAAGGCGAAGGUUACAACCAUGCACAGAACUCAAAGAUUCAUCAUCGCGGAAUGUUACAAACAGCUUUUGGAAUUAUACGAGAGGAAGGAGCAACAAAACUUUGGCAAGGAAUCACACCAGCUUUAUAUCGUCAUGUUGUCUACACCGGCGUUCGUAUUGCAACUUACGAUAUCUUCCGGAAGAAAUUUGUUCAUAAUUCAGAAUCAAUGACACUGGGGAAAGCAGCAAUAGCAGGUGUUACUGCUGGAGGUCUAGCUCAAUUCCUUGCAUCGCCAGCUGAUCUCGUAAAGGUUCACAUACAAAUGGAAGGGAAACGAAGACUCAUGGGACUUGAACCGCGAGUCCAUAGCGCUUCUCAUGCAUUCAAGGAAAUCGUCAAACGUGGCGGAGUGAAGGCUUUAUGGAAAGGAAGUGUUCCGAAUGUCCAACGAGCUGCUUUAGUCAAUCUUGGUGAUCUUACAACUUAUGAUUCAGUGAAACGUUACAUCCUCAAAAGCACAGGAUGGCCAGAUGAUCAUCUCGUUCAUAUCAUGUCUUCAAUAUGUGCAGGUUUUGUUGCUGCCAUCAUGGGAACUCCAGCUGAUGUUGUAAAGACAAGAGUUAUGAAUCAGCCUACAGAUAAUCUUGGAAGGGGACUCUUGUAUAAAGGGUCGCUGGACUGUCUGCAGCAAACCAUAAAGAGAGAAGGAAUGUUGGCACUUUACAAAGGAUUCUUGCCUUGUUGGAUUCGAAUGGCGCCGUGGUCCUUAACAUUUUGGCUGAGCUUUGAACAAAUCAGGAAGUCCUUAGAUGUUGAUGAAAUUCCCUUCUGGGUUGAAUAUACGAAUAAUGUGAUUCCUAAAUUUGCUCUUAAAGGAGGAAUGAAAGACGAUGAAACUAUUUACAUUGGGCGUGCUCUUCAUAAUGGUGCUUUAACUCCAGGAAGUGUUGUGUCGAGUGAAAACUCUCUCUACUUAGCUUGGGGCUAUCAAGCGCACAGAAAAACUAAUUUUGAAAUACUUGUUGGAGGUUCAGAGGACAAUUGGGUGGCCUCUAAAGGUGGCCAUGUGCCUGAAAAUGCUUUUGUAGCCGGUUACACUGAACUUGGGGAAUCUCUUUUUAUUGGACGACAAAUCCACAAUGAAAGACUUCUUGUUGGAAAGAUUCAUCCGUCGUUUUAUUUGUGUUACAUUCCAGAUAUCGGUGGAACCAAAGAACUUGAAUUCAAUAAUUACGAAGUUCUUGUUGACUACAAUAUGAAGUCGGUAAUUCCAGUUACUGCUGGCAUAUUGAGUGUCGGCGUUCUCAUUUAUCUUUAUAUAAAACGUCGUGAAAAGGGAAAGAAAACAAACGACUCAGAUGACAAUCAAGCUUUAGAUCCUAUUGAAGAAUUAGAAUUUAAAGUCAAGAAUCAACAAGUACCAGCUAUUAUAGGUCGAAAUUCAGUAAUUUUAAAGUCAAUCGAAGAGAAAACACAAACAACUAUUCGAUUCCGAGUAACUGAUGAAAAUAAUCAAAUGUGCUUGAUUAAAGGCAAAAGAAAUAAUGUGAAAGCUGCAAAACAGCUGAUUGAAGUCGAAGCAUCGAAGCCAUGCAUAAUUACUGAUGAGAUUCUCGUUCCAACAUCAUCAUGUGGAAAGAUUGAAGGAUAUUCUGGUUCAAUUCUCCACGAAAUAUGUUCAAAGUCAUCUGCAAAAGUUUGGGUUGAUCCUGGAAGUCGUAAGAACCAAGCAGAAAAUCGUCGUGUUCUGAUUACAGGGACUGAGGAACAAGUUCAAAUUGCUAAGAAAUUAAUCGAAGAGAAGAUCAAAGAAGAACAACCAGUUGACAAUGAUAAUAAGAAAGAUGAUUUUAAGAGAGAACCACGUUUAUCAAGUCCAGGACAAAACAGCAGUAAUUCAAGUCUUACAGUUACAGAUUCAGCCAGAGAAAUUAUGUUACCUUCACCAGAAAAGCUUAAGAACAAUGACGGUCAAUUGGAAGUUUUUGUUUCAGCUCUGAAUUCUCCAUCACGCUUUUGGCUUCAACUUGUUGGUCCACAAUCUACUGAAUUAGACUUUUUAGUCGACGCUAUGACAGAAUAUUACAGUGAUAAAUCAAAUCAAGAGCUUCAUCAAAUCCGCGAACCUUAUUUGGGACAAAUUGUUGCUGCAAUGUUCUUUGCUGACAAUAAAUGGUAUCGUGCUGAAAUUGUUGCCAUCCAAGUUAACAAGACACUUCCACAUGAAUUACUUUUUGAUGUUUACUUUUUGGAUUAUGGCGAUAAUCAAUUUGUAUCGAAGAAAGAUAUUCUCGAGCUUCGAGCUGACUUCCUUUCACUUCGCUUUCAAGCAAUUGAAUGUUUCCUGGCUCAUGUCCAACCAUCGAAUAAUGAAAGCAAAUUAGACGAGUGGGAUGAAAAAUCUGUUGAAAAAUUCGAAGAACUCGUUCAGCCUGCACGUUGGAAGAAGCUCAUAAGUAAAGUUGUUGCAUAUAAAGAUAAAAAAUCUUUUGCGUUUCAACGACAAUCAAAGCAACGUGAAAGUUCACCAAUUCCUGGAGUUGAACUCUACGAUCCUGAUGAUAAUUCAGACAAAAAUAUUGCUUUAGAACUUGUGAAAUUAGGACAUGCUGAGAUGACUUAUGAUUUUGGUGAUCUCAAGAAAAGUUCAAUUUUGAAGCCAACAGAAGAUGAAAUGAAAGAAAAAAAAGAUGAAAAGUCACUUCCAUUUUCCUCAAAUGAAAAUGAAGCUAUACAGAUUAAAAUAAAAGAAAAUUCACCGCCAAUCACUGAAGAAAAUCCAUCAGAAGAUUUAUAUAAUUCACCAAUAGCAGACUUGCCACAACAACCUACAAAUGGAAUUUCACCAUCGCAAUCGCAGCAAGAACCGUCAAGUAUUUUCAAUGAUGGAAAGAAGAAAAAGAAGAACAAGAAAAAUCAACUCAAUGAAUUCCUUGAAAACGAACAGCAAACAUCAAACUCUUCUUCAAAAGUCGAUUGGAAUACAAUGAUGGAAGACUAAAAGAAUUAAAAUGAAAAACAUUGAAAUGAAUUAACCAGAUUCGAUGCCAAAAACAAGAAUUGCAUAUCGUGCCUUUCAAAGGAAUCAAAAAAAAUGUUCAAAAGCAAAUUUAAGUUUUCCCUUUUUCUUGUCAAUUUCUUUUAGGUUUUCCUGAUUUUUUUUUAUUAUUCGGAAACAAUUUAUGAACUCAACUUUUGUUUGUUUCUGAUGUAUGAGAUACUUUAAAGAGAAUAAAUAAAAAUGUUAAUUUUUUUAAAUUUA
Clunio marinus is the source of this 5048-nucleotide messenger RNA. The record is from the annotation of a GenBank genome assembly. Lineage: Eukaryota; Metazoa; Arthropoda; Insecta; Diptera; Chironomidae.